AUGUCAGUGGACAUGAUUGUCCAGGCCGCACCCAAGGCAGCCCACGCAAAGUCUACUCCCCCACAACUCGUCCCCCUCCCAACACCCACCUCCGCCCCGACCCUCCCCGCCUCCUCCGCCAGCAGCGAUACGCCAGCCCAGGCCAAGCGAGCCGCGCAAGCUGUCUACCAUACACCCGAGCUCUUGCACCGUAUCCUCGUGCUGCUGGAUAAGUGCGUGCUUGCGGCCAUGCUCACGCUGCACAAGGCGUGUUCGGCGCCCGUGGCGGCUGUGCUCUUUCGCACGGUGAAUCAGAAGCAGGUGAAGGGAAUGAAUCGGGCGGAUUCUCGACGCGCUGCCUAUUGCGACGCCGUACAAAUUGUCAACCGCUCCCCACCUCCCAAAUUCAAAGACCCCUUCCGCAAAAAGACCAGGGCAAAAGUCUUUAAUCACAAAGCUCUCCGCACCUCCUUUACCUCCCUCCGCAAGACCUUUCCCAAUCUCCACACCAUCUCCGAUGAGCAUCCGGGAAACGAAUGGGACGAUUCGUUCAUCGCGCGUCUCACGGCCGAUGGUACAAUAUCCGUCGAUCUCGUCACACAUUUUGAGAUCGAUCUCUACGCGGGUCCGUUCCCCACGCCCGGUCCUACCCUUCCCCAACCGAGCGCGGCGCCCCCCAAAUUGGAGAUCCGAGAGACCAUCGCGCUCGAUAUCGUGGUAGGGGAAGAGUCGGAUUGGGAUGGGGUUACCCCCUCCUUCAAUAGACGGCAAGAAGAGAAUGGGAAGUGGGAGAGGUGGCUGUAUCACAACCCACAUCUCGACAGGCGCGUCAGCAGCAUCAAUGCUGACCGCGCUUCCGAGCUCUUCGGCUAUGACGAGGAGGACUUUAUUGGCCACCGUCUCGGCAAGGACUGCCACCCUCUCAGGCGAGUCGAGAUCUGUCCCGCCUCGCUCGAGGAGUUCGCACAGGUCGCGGCAUCCGUCGGUCCAAAUCUGCGACAUCUCCACAUGUCACCCUCCAUCGUCAGGAGUUUUCGCGACCUUCAAGGGCUUGUCCCACUCAUCGACAAAUAUUUCCCCUUGCUCGAGGAACUCCACAUCCAGCCGUCCUCCUCUAUACAGUUCGGAGGUCCGCCGCCGCCUCCGCCCGCCGGGGCUCCACCUCGCGGUCUCGCCAAUUUGCGCAAACUCAGCUUCCCCACGGACUACUCCAAAAACACGGUCGUCGCUCGCCAUCUCUGGCGUCUCGGAUCUGAUCAGUGCAUCUUCGCUACUGUCUUCGAUGGUCCUCCUGAGGCGGACGAUACCCUCACCCGGCAGAUCCAGGACCUGAAAUCGUGA
Dioszegia hungarica is the source of this 1320-nucleotide messenger RNA. RefSeq lists its product as uncharacterized. The transcript is spliced from 2 exons. The record is from RefSeq and is a predicted model, not a curated record. The coding region runs from base 1 to 1320 and encodes 439 amino acids. NCBI's taxonomy places the organism in Eukaryota, Fungi, Basidiomycota, Tremellomycetes, Tremellales, Bulleribasidiaceae.